Messenger RNA from Mytilus californianus (California mussel), 4988 nucleotides. Its product is annotated as CNK3/IPCEF1 fusion protein-like. Bases 34 to 3609 code for a protein of 1191 amino acids. NCBI's taxonomy places the organism in Eukaryota, Metazoa, Mollusca, Bivalvia, Mytilida, Mytilidae. The transcript has 21 exons. Gene Ontology annotation, molecular function: protein binding. The record is from RefSeq and is a predicted model, not a curated record.
GUCCGAAAACACUAUGCUAAUGCAGCUGUCGGAAUGGCGAUGACAUUCGUCAAUCAUAUUUUAUAUGAAAACUGGAGUCCAGCAUUAGUUUCUGAUUGGAUCAAAGGACUGGAUGAAGCCACACCCCAGUAUGCUGAUCUGAUACUAGAGCAUGGCAUAGGGGGACGGAAACUAUUAAUGUUGACUCACUAUGACUUAGAAAAAAUAGGAAUAAACAAACUUGGUCAUCAGGAACUUAUUCUGGAAGCUGUUGAUCUCCUUAAAACAUUGAGAUAUGGUUAUGAUACAGAGAACCUGCAGUACCUUGCUCUACAGCUUGGGUGUAAAGCCAAGAGUUUACAGCGAGAGGUUCAGGCGAGCUCAUCAGAAAACAAUCCUAAUGCUGCUAAUGUAUCUAAACAUUCCACCUCACAUGAUAAACUUUCUGUCAAUAUUUUGUCCUCUGUGUCUGAUCUUAUCACCAGUCUUAAAAGUAUUGUAAACUGGCUUGACAGAACUCCAUUUGAGGCUAUUUAUGAAUUGUGUCUAGUAAGGAAUAGUAUUGUGAAGAUUGGGAUAGAACUAGUGUCUAAUUCCCAGCGUGAGACACAACUUACUGAUAUAGAAAAUAAUAUUAUCAAAUCAUGUGACAACUUGUCGAAGGUGUGUGAUGAAUUAGUUAUUAAGAACAGAGACCCAUUGGUGAUACAGCCAACAUCAUUAGAGAUAGCCAUCAUUAGGAAGAAACCAGGAGAAGAACUGGGAAUAACUAUACAGUCAGCGUAUUAUGGUAUCCAUGUAGUUGGUGGAAUCAAGGAAAUGUCUCCGGCUGAUUUAUGUGGGAAGAUAGAGAAAGGUGAUGAAGUUAUACAAGUCAAUAACAGAACUGUAGUUGGAUGGCAGUUGAAGUCACUUGUCAACAUUCUGAAAGAAAAACCCAAAGAGGUAACCUUGUUACUAAAAAAACGGCCUCACCAUAUAAACCCAUAUGGCCAAGUACCCAACAAGCGUAAACAGAUGAACAAACACCAUGCCCAACAGAUCUCUACUCUACCUAAAUCUCUGAAGAAACGUAGAUCUCGCGAAGGAGAACCAAAGAAUCCACGACCAUCUCUACAGGAAUUUGUCAACCCUGGUAGUAACCUGUUGUCAGUCGUAGGAGAUGAGAAUGAGAAUGCUUCUGAUGACAAAGAGGAUAUAAACGAUAUAACUGAUGAUGGUAACGAUACAGAUAACGACGUAUUCCGUAGUGGAUCGGAAUCUCCACAGUACACACUUCCUGUUGUAACUAACACACAACAUCGACGUGCCACAGUCAGCGGUGGUUCUCCAACACUCAGUAGAACACUCCUGAUUAUAGAGGACCCAGAUACACCGACCAGACCGAAGUCAUUUACUAUUACUGCAUCAGAUAUCCCUCAAAUAGAAUUAGAAACAGUGCCAGGUGAUGAAAACGGCUUUUCAAAGUUUGGAGAUAAGAACAAAGUGACAGCCCAACAGAAAAGACAGGAUUUCAAGCAGACAAAAUCUGUUCCUCAGUCCAUGGAAUAUGGUGUCAAGUCUGACACCUCGAAAGCUGAUAACACAAGAACACUUCAAAACUUGAAAAAGACAGUAGCCUUACUUGAGGUACCAUCACAUUUUCAGACUCCACCCAGGUGUGUGGUCAGCGACUCCAUGGAUAGUCUUGACGAACAAUGGAAUAACGAUUUUUCAAUGACAUCAUCACAGGAAACUCUGACAGAACUAACUGCUAAAAUCUCAACAUUGACAACAUCAGCCAAUGAAAAUGACACAAUUGAUGAUGAGAAUGAAAACGAGGCUGACUUUGAUAAUUUGGUAAAUGAUGAUGGUUGUGAUAAAGAGGUCAGUUCUGUGACACAUUCAGAGGACAAGAGUGGGGAGGAGGCAACUCAAGCAAUAAAGGGCAUUUUAAAACAUUGUGAUAAUGAAGAAAAAGAAGAGAAAACCUGUGAAGAAAAUAGUUUAUCAGACAGUAGAAAACAAACACAGAAUACUGAAUUAGAUCAAAAAAUUCAGGAGGAAGUCAAAAAAAUUUCUCAGUCUCGCAAAGAACAUGACAAAAAAGAGAUUUCUGGUAGCGAUAAUUUUCAAACAGAACACGUUAGGAAGGAAAAUUCUGAAAGAGACAAAAAUAUCGCAGGUGUCCACGAUAUUGAUGAAGAAAGGGAUGUGAGAAAACAAAACAAUGAAGACAUCAACCAUUUGAGUAGCAGUAUAAAAAAGCAACAGUCAUCAUUGCCAAAAUCAGCUCCUAAAGAUUUAGAUGCUACCUUUGUUGAUUAUGAUCGACAUUGGAACACUAGAACAACCUUGGCUCAUGAACAUAAACAUAAAAAUGAACCACAGCUGGUCAAGAUCAGGAAGUUAGACUCAGUCACUGCAGUAGAUAGGGAGAAUAAAAAGAUUGAAGGAAAUUCUACACAGAAAGACCCUAACGGUGAUGACCAAAGUCAAGUCAGUUAUACAACAAUAAUAGUUGGUGGUGUACCUCAGAAAAUACCUAUCAAUAAAGCACCUCAGAUGGAGAUCAGAUCGACAAAGAAGUAUACAAUGAUUAGAUCCUUGCAUAGUGUCACAAUGAGGAGGAAAACAAGGAGAGGAGGAACAGAUUUAAAUCGUCGAGUUUCAUGUAAAGAUUUAGGUCAAGGUGACUGUGAGGGUUGGUUAUAUAAGAAACGUAGUGAUAGAGGAGGAGCCUUCAGCUCUAAGUGGGUCAAAAGAUGGUGUGUUAUGAAGAACUACAAUCUCUUCUAUUAUAAAAAUAAAGUGGAUCAGAAGGCUGAGGGUGUUAUACAUCUACCUGCCUUUCAAGUUUCCCCAGCUCCAGAGGUCAAAACCAGUAAAUAUGCAUUUAAAAUCCAUAACCUAGGAACAUCAUUUCUAUUUUCAUCAGAUAGACAAGAGGAUAUGAAAAAAUGGAUGAACAAAAUGGGUCUGGCAGCCAUAGCUUAUGACGAGAAGAAAGUUACAGAGCAUGCUAUAUUUCCUCAUGUAAGACGUCCUAAUGACAACCAUGAUAUUGCCGAGUUUAGUGAGAGUGAUGAUGAGACACUAGACUCAGCCAACACUAGCAACACAAGUAAAGAUACCGACUCUAGUGGUCAUGGCUCUCCCGAUAUAAGGUCAAGGUUACCUGUUAGUGAAGAUGACGAGGUUGUGUUCAGGAACCGUGGAAGUGGUUGUUCAUCUUUCACAACAGGAAGUCUCUACAGUUGUGUACCAACAGAAUUCUCUGAUAAUUCCGAAUCAUCAACAGUAACAGGGUUCUCACAAAGUACCGAUGAUCUGACACAUAUUUAUCGUACACUUGAAAGUGAACAUUUGACAUUUGAUGGCAAAGAUAAACAAAAACAAAGGAGAAGUGCAAUAAAAUCUGAGAGUUCUGGGGAUGGGUUACCUUCAGGUGAACAGGUGGAAAAAGUCAAGAAACUUCACUCUUUAGAAAGAACAUUAAAGGCCAAAGAACAAGAAUUAGAAGCUAUAGACAGACUUUUAGUAGAUGGAAUGGGAGCAGAUACUUUAAAAAGAUAUCAAGAUCAUUUUCUAUUGUCUGCUUCAAUGAGAUCUUUACCUACACAGUCAGAUUCUGAUGAAGAAAGCUCUUAAGAGACUUUAAACAUGUUAAUACUAGGGAUGUCCAUUUCAGGAAAAUCAUGUAGUUGAGUCUUUGUAAAAUCUGCCAUGAAAUACUCCAGCAUAAGUUUAAACACACACAGACACACAAAUGCAAAAAAAAAUCAGUUUGUACCAAUUUGAAUAAAACAUAAUGAAUAUCUUAUGAUGUUUAUAUUCACUUCCUCCAUAUGUGUGUAAGACUAUCUUCUUCUUAAUGGGUAGAAGGAUAUUGAUGAAACUUUACUACCCACCUGUAGAACACUACCUGAUAAUAUAAUCUGUCCUACAUGUUAAAGGGGAGAUCAUCAAACUUACUUUAAUAUUACAAUAUGUGGUAAUAGACAUGUUUCAGUAUUAGAGUUCACUCACAGUUAAAGUUUUAUUUGCAACUACAUGUAUUGUGGAGUUCUGUAUAUUUUUUCCCUUGAAUCUGUAGUGAAAUAGAAAAGUUACUGGCAACAUUCUAUCUGUUUUUUUUAUGAAUUUUGGCAUAAUUUAAUGUCUGAAUUUUAUUCCUUUAAUUAAUGUAAAGCAUGAAGUUGUUAUUAAUUAAGUGUGCUAACAAUGUUGUCUUUUUUUUAUCUGAUAUUUAAUUAUGCAUAAUAAAAAGUGAAGUCUUGAUACAAUAACAUUCAUUUCUAAUUUAGGAAAAGUAUUCUUUAUGAUAAAUAGUGUGCUAUACUGCUAAAUCAUUUUAUACUGAAACUUGAAGACUUCUUGUUGUCUUUAUUUACCAAAUAUAGUAACAUAGUGAUAUGUUGUGCAAUGUCGAUUUCAUGUCAUGUCACUUUUUUUCAUAAUCUGAGGCUCAUUUUGGGAUGGGAAUUUUUGUUUUGUUUUUGUGUUAACAUUUUAGUUGCUAUGAUUGUAGCCAUUUUUAGCUACAGUAUAAAAACAAUAUUAGAUCAGUGUUGAAAUGGAAACUUUUUGUAUUCCGCACAAAUCUGUUGAAGAGGUUGGUAAACACUCCCCAGUUUCUAAGCUUGAUAUUUUCUCUGAAGUUGACUGAAUAUUGUACAUUAAUAUCUAAAGAUCAGAUUGUAGUUGAUUAAGUCAGGAAAAAAAUAUUUCACAAAUAUUCCAGGUUUAAUGUACCAAUACCACGUGCACUUUCAUUGAAAAUUCAAGAAUUUCGAAAUGUUGAUUUUAAUUUCAUAGGUAUCUGUUAAUAUCAAUACAAAUUGUGUUUUAAUACAGAUACAUUUUAUAGGAAAAAUAAAGUGAAAAUGUUAUAAAAAACUAAAACCAAAUAUAGUAAUGUAAAACUGUUAUGUCUUAAAUAUAUUGGUAUCUUUUAAUGAUUAAUUAUAUGAUAUAUAUUUUGUCAUCCCUUUGACAGGGAAUUGAAUAUCAAUAAAUGUUGUUAGAUU